Messenger RNA from Bufo bufo (common toad), 3931 nucleotides. It is a transcript of the gene PPARGC1A, whose product is annotated as PPARG coactivator 1 alpha. NCBI's taxonomy places the organism in Eukaryota, Metazoa, Chordata, Amphibia, Anura, Bufonidae. Gene Ontology annotation, molecular function: transcription factor binding; RNA binding. Gene Ontology annotation, biological process: positive regulation of transcription by RNA polymerase II. The coding region runs from base 195 to 2555 and encodes 786 amino acids. The record is from RefSeq and is a predicted model, not a curated record. The transcript has 13 exons. Gene Ontology annotation, cellular component: nucleus.
AGCAGCAGCAGCAGGGCAGGCAGAGUGGCAGACCAGCCUACUUUAAUAGCUUGGUCAUGUGACUGGGGACAGUAGUAAGACAGGUGCCUUCAGCUGAGCCUCAGUAAGGGGCGAGUUGCCUGCAUGAGUGUGAGCUCUUGUGUCUGCCUGUGGAUUGUACUUCCAAAGCUUCACUGCCGUCAUUCAGGGACUGAAUGGCGUGGGACAUGUGCAACCAGGACUCUGUAUGGAGUGACAUAGAGUGUGCUGCUUUGGUUGGCGAAGACCAGCCCCUUUGCCCUGAUCUUCCUGAGCUGGAUCUUUCUGAACUUGAUGUCAAUGAUUUGGAUGCAGACAGCUUUUUGGGUGGAUUAAAGUGGUACAGUGACCAAUCAGAAAACAUUUCCAAUCAAUACAGCAACGAAUCAUCAAACAUAUUUGAGAAGAUAGAAGAGGAGAAUGAAGAAAACCUGCUAGCAGUUCUUACUGAGACACUGGACAGUCUCCCUGUGGAUGAGGAUGGAUUGCCUUCAUUUGAUGCACUGACAGAUGGAGAUGUGACCAGUGAACAUGAUCCCAGCCUUUCAUCUAUGCCUGACGGCACCCCUCCAACACAGGAGGCAGAAGAGCCGUCACUACUUAAAAAGCUCUUACUGGCUCCAGCUAACACUCAGCUGAUUUACAAUGAAUGCAUUGGACUCAGUGUGCACAACCAUGCAAGCCCCAAUCAGAGGAUCAGGACAAGCCCUGCUCCCGUCAAGAGCGAGAACUAUUGGAGUAAUAAACCCAGAAACAUUUGUCAACCGCAGAAGCCACAAAGGCGUCCCUGCUCCGAGCUCCUUAAGUACCUGACUGCAAAUGAUGACUCUCCUCAGACCAAAUCAACAGAGAGCAGGACGAACAACAGACUUGACAAAUGCACCAAAAAGAAGCCCUGCUUGCACCCUCAGCCACAUUUUCAAGCCAAGUCAACGAGUCUGUCACUUCCUCUGACACCCGAGUCACCAAAUGACCCCAAGGGUUCCCCAUUUGAGAGCAAGACUAUUGAACGAACCUUAAGUGUGGAGCUCUCUGGAACUGCAGGACUAACCCCACCAACAACCCCACCUCACAAGGCCAACCAAGAUAACCCAUUCAGGGCUUCUCCAAAGCCGAAGUCUUCUUUCAAGUCUGGUGUACCACCAGCUAAGAAAUCUCGAUACAUUGAGUCUUCCAGUAUCCAAGUCAUUAACUCAAAAAAAGGUCCUGAACAAUCUGAACUGUAUGCACAACUUAGCAAAACCUCUAUGGUCAUUGGACAAGAGGAGAAAAAGGUGAAGCGACCUAGUUUGCGGCUUUUUGGAGACCAUGACUAUUGUCAGUUUAUGAAUUCAAAGUCAGAAAUACACAUUAGCUUAUCACGAGAUUUACAGGCCUCAAGACAACUUGAAUGUAAGGAUUCUCUACCUGGGAAAAAAUCCCAAGUCUGUACAGUAAAGUAUCAAGAGGAAAGUCCAAAAGACAGUUUUGAGGGAACCAUGACAAGUUCUCAAAACUGUAAUCGCAAACCCCUGCAAGAUCAGGAAAUUCGCGCAGAACUCAAUAAGCACUUUGGUGACCCAACACAAGCCGUUUAUGAAGAAGAAAACAAAAACAGUGACCUGGGAAACAGUGGUUACAUUGAUGAUCAGUUCUCUAGACUACCUAUGUUUUUAACAUCUGGACUGGGUAUGGAUAGUUUGUUUGAUGACAGCGAGGAUGAGAAUGAUAAACUUUGUUAUUCUUGGGAUGGAAUGCAAUCCUAUACAUUAUUUGAUGUAUCACCUUCCUGUUCAUCCUUCAACUCUCCAAGCAGAUAUUCUGUAUCCCCACCAACAUCUUUAUUUUCACAAAGGAUUUAUUCUCGAUCAAGGUCUAGAUCUUUUCCACAGCACAGAUCAUGUUCACAGUCUCCAUAUUCACGUUCAAGAUCCAGAUCUCCAUCAAGCAGAUCUUCAUCAGGGUCUUACUGCUGUUAUGAAACAGAUCAUUGUAAACAGAGCAACUCUCCAGUAUAUGAACGAUCAAGAUCCAGGUCUCCAUACGGUCGUAGACCCAGAUAUGACAGUUAUGAGGAAUACCAACAUGAGUGCCUGAAGAGGGAAGAGUAUCGCAAGGAAUAUGAAAAGCGGGAGUCAGAACGAGCAAAACAGAGGGAACGGCAAAGGCAAAAAGCAAUUGAGGAGCACAGAGUUAUUUACAUUGGUAAGAUAAGAACUAGCAUGAGUCGUGCUGAACUCCGAGCUCGGUUUGAAGUUUUUGGUGAAAUUGAAGAAUGUACCGUCAAUCUGCGGGGUGAUGGAGACUGUUACGGUUUCAUCACCUACCGCUACACCUGUGAUGCUUUUGCUGCUCUUGAGAAUGGAUACACACUGCGCAGAGCUAAUGAACCCAACUUUGAGCUGUGCUUUUGUGAGAGAAAGCAGUUUUGCAAGUCCAACUAUGCAGAUUUAGAUUCAAAUUCAGAUGACUUCGAUCCUGCUUCCACCAAAAGCAAAUAUGACUCCAUGGAUUUUGACAGUUUGCUUAAAGAGGCUCAAAGAAGCCUGCGCAGGUAACAUGCAUCACCACCACGCCCAAUGGAAUGAUGGAGAAUACCUCACGGACAACUCGUCCUCCAAUAAGAGACUCUUGAAAGUCAAACUUAGGAAUUUCUCCUACUUUACACUCUCCGUUCUUCAAUGGUUUACAUGAACAUAGCUGCUGAAGACUAAAGAGGCAAUGGGAUUGUUAGACAAGUGCGGAAAGCCAUGGGUGUCAGAUGAUUCCUCACUUUCACAGUCACCGUUGUAUCACUCGAAUAAAGACGAGACAUGCUAUUCAUUGGAGAUGAAAGUGCCAGCCAACUGUGAAAACGUCUCCAUUCAAAACUGAUUAUUCUGGAAAAGAGAGAUCGCUAUUUAUUAAGGGAAUAUUGGAGGAUUUGUAAGCUGCUGAUGCUCAAAUGCAAUGCAAUCUUCACUUUGUCUAAUUUUGAUCAUCAUCCCAUAGGAAAGGAAAAAACAAAACAAAAAACAAACAAAACAUUGCAAUAUAGAUAACGCCUUAGUAACUUUUUUUUAUUGGGAAUCUUGAGAAGAAACCUAAAAAAAUGGCAUUUUUCAGCACACGCAAGUUUCCUUGCUCAACAUUAGUCUUGGAUUCUGACACCCAUGCAGUUGUCUACAAUGUUGUUCGUCGAUAUUGAAAGCCUUGUAUAUGGUCGAUUUCACAGCGUGUUCAGCAUUAUAUAUAUAUAAAUAUAUAUAAAUAUAUUUUAUUUUCUGAUGAGUGGAUGUGGUGUUACAUAAUAAACCAGAGCUGAGUAAAGCUAUCUGAAUCAGUGUCCAGGUAGUUUAUACCACUGCAUAGUGCUGGUCAAGUAUUUACAGAUGUUCCCCGUUCUUCUGCCGGGGAGAUGUGCAAGCGGACAUAUUGCCCGUGUCUCCUGCAGAGAAUGGCUUCUAUGGAGUAUUUUUAUUUUGUGUACAUAGAAUAUGACAAUGUUCUUUAUUUGUUACUGCUAUGCACUGUAAAUGCAGCCUUCUUUUCAAUACGGAGAAAAAAAAACUUUUCUUAAAAUCGAGACUAUUCAAAAUGUAACUAUAUAAGGUGAAAUACCUGUUGUAUACUAAUCUAUUUAGGAGCUGACUUUAUGCUUAUAUAUAUUUGAUUGUAAGAAGAAAAAAAAAUGACAUUGCGUGCGUGUUUUGAUUUAAAAAAAAAAUAUCCUUUUUUUUUGGGGUGCACAAUUAUCGCUUUAAGCACACUCAUGGCUAUUUUUUUAUUUUUUUUGUGAGCUUCCAUUAUAACUGUUUUGAGAAGGAUUACAUUGGCCUGGAAAGGCUUCUGUCGCAUGGAGAACACGUCUCAUCCUUCUGUGUAAGUGUCUUCAUCAGUUUAAGAUUUACCAUAUCAGAGUCUUGUUAACGUUUCGUAGUGAUUUAAAAAAAAA